Nylanderia fulva is the source of this 1951-nucleotide messenger RNA. Its product is annotated as cytochrome P450 6j1-like. Lineage: Eukaryota; Metazoa; Arthropoda; Insecta; Hymenoptera; Formicidae. The record is from RefSeq and is a predicted model, not a curated record. Gene Ontology annotation, molecular function: iron ion binding; oxidoreductase activity, acting on paired donors, with incorporation or reduction of molecular oxygen; heme binding.
UAAGCCAGAAUAACUGCGGAUGUACAAACAGCUGUAAUUAUAAAUUGCGUAGCCGCUGCAGUUAUCAAACGUCACUUAAGGUAAUUAAUUAGGAGCUGCAAGAUAAUGGAACCUGUUGAAAUAUUGUGCGGCAUUUCUGCCCUAUGUGUCGCUGUUUAUUAUUACUUGACAUCGACCUAUGAUUUUUGGAAAGUACGUGGCGUUCCCGGUCCAAAACCGUUACCGGGUUUCGGUAAUAUUAAAGAUAUUCUACUUAAUAAAAAAUUCCCUGGCGACUAUUUGAGAAAUAUAUAUAACGAGUACAAAGAUGAAGACAUGAUUGGAAUAUUCGCUAGAAAAACACCAAUUCUUGUUGUAAAAAAUCCAGAGUUAAUUAAAAAUGUACUCAUCAAAGAUUUUUCCAACUUCGCAAACCGAGGAUUUCCUGUUAGUGAAAAAUCAGAUCCAUUGUCGCAACAUCUUAUCAACUUAGAGCAAAAAAGAUGGCGACCUUUAAGAAUAAGAUUGACACCUGCUUUUACAUCCGGUAGAUUAAAGGAGAUGUUCUCUUUAAUGUCGGAAUGCGCCGAUCAUCUUGAGCAAUGUAUAGAUAAACUAAUUGACAAGGACGCACCGGUAGAAUGUCGCGAAUUGACGGCAAAAUUUACGACCGAUGUAGUAGGUAGAUGCGUUUUCGGCCUAGAGAUGAAUGCUCUAUCGGAUGAAGACAGCGAAUUUCGCAGGAUGGGAAAAUUAUUUUUUACGCCAAACUGGAAAAAUAAUUUACGGGCAAAAAUAAGACAAUUCCUGCCACAAUUCUACGAAGUAAUCCAUUAUCUUCUACCACAUUCUGAGGUUACAACACAUUUUACACGCGUUGUUAGAGAUAUCAUGAAAUAUCGAGAAAUGAAUAACGUCAUUAGGCACGAUUUUGUCGAUAUUUUGCGUGAAUUGAAAAAACAUCCAGAAAAAUUGGACAAUAUCGAGUUAACCGAAAGUUUGAUAACUUCUCAAGCAUUUAUAUUUUUUAUUGCUGGUUUUGAAACUUCAUCGGUAACCAUAAGCAAUGCACUCUAUGAAUUGGCAUUAAAUCAAGAUAUACAAGUCAAAUUACGUGAAGAAAUUGACGAAGAGUACAUUAAGAACGGUAGCAAUUUAAUAUAUGAGAACGUAAAGAAGAUGAAUUACUUGGACAAAGUUUUCAAAGAGACUUUACGAAAGUAUCCGCCAGGGACAGUUCUUACGAGACAAUCAAUGUCAAGUUAUACUUUCGAGGGUACCAAUGUUAGUAUACCAAAAAAUCAGAAGAUAUGGAUUCCGAUUUUCGCGAUUCAUCGGGAUCCGAAUAUUUAUCCGAAGCCAGAUAUUUUUGAUCCAGAAAGAUUUGCUAACGAAGUAGUGGAAACCAGGCAUGAGAUGCAUUUUCUUCCUUUCGGUGAUGGACCAAGAAAUUGCAUUGGUGCUCGUUUUGCCAUUUAUCAAAUAAAGAUUGGUCUUAUAAAGAUACUACGAAACUAUAAAGUUGAUACUUGUGAUAAAACGCAAAUACCCUACGUAAUUGAACCUAAAGCUCCAUUUUUAUUAGAUGCAAAGGGUGGAAUACAUCUGAAAAUAACUAAACGCAAUCGAACUUAGUUCAUAUUUUAUCAUUUCUCUUAAGAAACAUGCGUAAAAUACAUAAUUUAGUGAUUUUUAAUUAUAAUUACAUAUGCUUGACAUACAUUUAAUAUAAAAAUUGUUUAAUCGAGGGAUUGGUCACUAGUGGUUAUAGUGUACCAAAAAUUACCCUUGAUACGGAUUACCUUUAAAUUACCUCAGAGUAUCUAAUACUACCAUAGAAUACCAAUUACUAUCUUAGAUUACCUAAUACUACCUCAGAUUACUUAAUACUACCUCAAAUUACUUAAGAUUACCAAAUAUUACCUCAAAUUACUCAAGAUUAUUAAGUUUGAUUUUUUUUAUUAUUAUAACA